Ichthyophthirius multifiliis is the source of this 1083-nucleotide messenger RNA. RefSeq lists its product as hypothetical. The record is from RefSeq and is a predicted model, not a curated record. Lineage: Eukaryota; Ciliophora; Oligohymenophorea; Hymenostomatida. The transcript has 3 exons.
AUGAAGAAUAUUCCCAAAAAAGAUAAAUAAGCAAAAUUAAUCUAUCCUGGAAUUUAAAAUGAGAAAUUAAAAUCAGGUUCACUCCCUUCAUUUAGUACAAAUAAGGUCAGAUUUAAUGAAGAUUUAGGGUUUUAUUUGCCUAAAAGAACUUCUUAUGUGACAAAGAAACCUUAUCCUGAUUAAAACGUUUUUCCUAUACAAUAAUAAUAAAGCUCUAAUUCAAUAAUAAAAAAUAGUACUAUAGGAGAUUAUUCAACAAUAUCAAAUAUUGUAAAUGCAGUUUCAUAAGGUUAAGAUACUAAAAAAUAUGGCUUUAUUAAUAAUAAUGAUUUGAAGUAAAGUGUUUUAAUUUAAUAAAAUGAUUCUGAAAUCAAUAUAAAUAAUAUUACAAACAAAUCAUAAUCUUUAUAAAAAUAUUUAACAAAAUCAUAUCUUAUUUAAAGAAAAAAAUAAGAACUUUUAAAUGGUUUCGAUAAAUUUCCUCCUGAAAUAAAUUCCAAAAUUAAUCAUUUUAAUAAACUUACGAGUAUAAUUGAUUCCGAAAUUGAAGACUGGCUACAUUUAUAUCCUGAUUUUGUUAAUAUAGGAGAAAAAGUAUAAGAUAAAUUUUCAAUUGCAAGAAGUAAAGAAGUUGAAGUACCUAAUGAUGGUUCUUUUCCUAAUGAUUUGAAUUUUUUGAGAACAUUUUAAGGAGAAUUUUCAAAAGAUAAAUCUUAUAUAAGAGUCGCACUUUAAUAAGCUUAGGAAUUUAAAUAAAAAGAUGGUAAUGUUGAUUUAGUAAAGGAAAAAUAUUUAGAAGCAAUAUCAUAAAUGGCUGAAAAAAACGAAAAUGAGUAAUCUAAAGAAAAUAAUGAGCCCCCUUUAUCCAGUUUUUAACUCUAUAAGCCUAAUUUUUACAUUUUAGUUGAAUAAGUAGGCAAAAACUAUGAAUUGGAUAUGCAAAAUUUAAAAAAUAGAAAAAUUUCUCAGAACUUUUUAGGAAUAAUGAGAUCAAUAUUAGAUUCUAAAUACAAUGAAUUUAUCUUAUAUGAAAUUACCCAAAACAAAUAAGCAAAUUCCCAGAUUUUAUUUAUGGAUGGAUGA